UGCACCUCAAAUCCGACAUUAAUCAAGAGAAGAAGAAAAAAAAAAAAAAGUGCUGGUCACGUGAUCUCUAAGAGGGCGGGGCUAAUGUUCUCUCGAAGAGUUCUUGCUCGAAAAACAUGGACCAAAAGAUUCCAUACGAUGACUAUCAACUGCCAGUAGUGUUUCUUCCAUCCUAUGAGAGCCCCCCUGCAUGGAUCCCUCCACAAGAGAGGAUACAUCACCCCGACUAUAACAAUGAGCUCACUCAUUUCCUACCUCGCACUAUAGUCUUAAAAAAGCCCCCUGGAGCACAACUGGGCUUCAAUAUCCGUGGAGGAAAAGCCUCGCAGCUUGGUAUAUUUAUUUCAAAGGUGGUCCCAGAUUCAGAUGCCCACAGGGCAGGACUACAAGAGGGUGAUCAGGUGCUUUCUGUCAAUGAUGUGGACUUUCAAGAUAUUGAGCAUUCAAGGGCUGUGGAGAUUUUAAAGACGGCAAGAGAGAUUUUGAUGAAGGUCCGAUACUUCCCUUAUAACUACCAGCGACAGAAGGAGAGGACUGUACACUAGGUGGCAGAACUGACCAUCACGACUGAAGCAGCUGAUGAGGCGUCGGUGUGUCAGCGAAACUUUCAUCUUCUCUGCAUCAUCUUCCUCCUACUAACGAUGGUCUCGGACUAAAAUACUGCUCAAAGAAAUCAUCUUCAAACACUUCAGAACAUGCCUGAUGAUUCAAAGCUUCUUCACCCAUAUUGGAGGUUUUCAGGCAUCUGUUUUUUGAGCUGUGCAAGUUUUGAAUGCAGCUGGUAAUAUUUCCAGAUUCUUUCCUCCCUGUCUUUUCUCUCAUCCCAUUCCUCUGGGAAAAUAAGCAUAUUUUAUGGGAUAUAUCAUGCAUAUAAAAAGAAAACAUGGUAGAAGUGUUAUUUAUUGAAUGAAAUAACUAUAUACUGUUAUAGGACAAAGGGUACAUGAAUAAAUUAUGAUCUGCUAUUAUGAUAUCUUCACUUAGAGGCAUUAGUUGAAUGACACUAAUAUUAAUGUCUAAUAUAUCAAAUUCUUUAUUUUAUCAACUUUUUCUUUUUUUUUGUGAUUACAUUUCAAUUGUGCUUUAUGAUUCAAAGCACUUAUUUGUUUAAUAAUCGAAUCAACUGAUGUCCUGCUGAUAAACACAUUGCUACUGACUAAUUGUCAUUAAAUCAGUAUGCUCAUGCAAAAAGUGCUGUUCAUGUGCAAAUACUUGAGCUCAUUUUUUUAAAUAAACAUGUAUGGAGAAAAA
Molecule: messenger RNA, 1251 nt
Organism: Megalobrama amblycephala (Wuchang bream)
Lineage: Eukaryota; Metazoa; Chordata; Actinopteri; Cypriniformes; Xenocyprididae
Gene: pdzd11
Product: PDZ domain containing 11
Exons: 6
Coding region: 117-545 (142 amino acids)
Biological process (GO): maintenance of epithelial cell apical/basal polarity; neurotransmitter secretion; protein localization to basolateral plasma membrane
Cellular component (GO): synapse; basolateral plasma membrane; cell-cell junction
Molecular function (GO): protein binding
Source: RefSeq, a predicted model, not a curated record